Messenger RNA from Salvia miltiorrhiza (redroot sage), 1957 nucleotides. RefSeq names its product polyphenol oxidase I, chloroplastic-like. The transcript has 2 exons. NCBI's taxonomy places the organism in Eukaryota, Viridiplantae, Streptophyta, Magnoliopsida, Lamiales, Lamiaceae. The record is from RefSeq and is a predicted model, not a curated record. The coding region runs from base 47 to 1777 and encodes 576 amino acids. Gene Ontology annotation, molecular function: catechol oxidase activity.
AUGCCUCCACAGGUAAUCACAACGACCAUCAAUCAAUCACUCAAACAUGGCUUCCCUUCAAUCUUCAUUCACGGCGGUCGCCGCCACCACCAACUCCCCAUUUCGCAAACCCUCCCAGCUCGGCAGCCGGCGGAGCCACGGCCGCUUUCAGGUGUCAUGCAGCAGCGGUGGCGGUGGCAGCGGCCGUAUAGACCGCAGAAACAUGCUGCUUGGGCUUGGCGGUCUAUACGGCGCAGGCAGCGCUAUCCGCAAAGCUGAGGCGCUUCCGAUUUUGCCUCCUGACCUGAGCACGUGCGACCCCGAAGGUGCCUACACCACUCGAAACCAAGAGGUAAUAUCUCUAGACGUCAACUGCUGCCCGCCCUACACCGACGUUCAGAGCGACUACAAGCUUCCGAGGUUCACUAAACCUCGCGUUAGGCCGGCGGCGCACAGGCUGACACCGGAAUACGUACGCAAGUACGAGUUGGCCAUUCGAAAGAUGAAGGAGCUGGACGUGACGGACCCCGACGAUCCCCGUGGCUUCACUCAGCAGGCCAACAUCCACUGCGCUUACUGCAACGGCCCCUACGACCAGGUGGACCACCCCGGCAUCGAUAUCCAGGUUCACAACUCAUGGAUCUUCUUCCCUUUCCACAGGUGGUACCUCUAUUUCUUCGAGAGGAUCAUGGGCGAACUCAUCGGAGAUCCCGAUUUCGCCCUGCCCUACUGGAACUGGGACAACCCUAGGGGUAUGCAAAUGCCCAGGCCGUUCGACAGGGAAGAAUCCCCGCUCUACGACGUCAACCGCGACCCAACGCAUCGCCCCCCGGCCCUCGUUGCUCUUGCCAUAACCACCCCCCCGAUCACCGAUCCUGUAACGAUCAUCGAAAACAAUCUCACUCAGAUGUACAAGGAAAUGAUUGGUGAUGUCGAAUCCGCCAUCGACUUCAUGGGCGAUCCUUACGUUUCCGGGGACUUGCCCCCGCCACGCGCCAAGGGAGGAUUGUCGGAGGGCGGCUCACACGGCGGCGUCCACGUCUGGACCGGAAACCCCGCCAACGAUUUCCGCGAAGACAUGGGGAACUUCUACUCCGCCGGAAGAGACCCUCUCUUCUACGCACAUCACGCUAACGUCGACAGAAUGUGGACCAUAUGGAAAACUAUCCCAUCCGUUUUCCCCAAGGAUAUCAACGACCUCGUCGUCCCCAACCCCGACGAUUUCAACAACGCGGCGUUCAUGUUCUACGACGAGAAGAAGAACCUCGUGCGCGUCAAGGUGGCCGACUGCUUGGACCACACCAAAAUGGGAUACGUGUAUGAACACAGCGAAACUCCGUGGACAGCCUACCGGCCACCGCGGAGGGAGGUGCCGGUGAAUAUCGAAGAUCUCUCCAAGAGGGCAGAGAGUGGAGACAAUCUGUUCCCUCUCACUCUCAACAAGACUCACAGGGUUUUGGUGCCCAAACCAACCAAAGGCAAAGCCGACGAAGUGCUCGUGCUGGAGAACAUAAUCACCGAUAGUUCGAAGCUCGUGAGGUUCGAUGUGUUCGUGAAUGACGAAGACGACAAGCCAGAGGACCUCGCCAGGGCCGAGUUCGCCGGCAGUUUCACGCAGAUUCCGCAUAGGGUUAGGGCUGCGGAAAGCGCCAACGACCUUCGCUUGAACUUGAGGGAGCUCUAUGAGAACAUCAAUAUUGCUGAUGAUGAUUUCAUUGUCGUCACCAUCGUUCCCCACAUUAACGGCGACGAUGUUACCAUCGGUGGUAUUAAGAUCAUUCCUCGCGUUACCGCUUGAUCUCUGCAUCACCGUGUUUGGGAUUUGUCUGAGUUUCAAUUUCAAUUCGAAUUCCAUGUCAUUGUGUGGCUGAAUAAGCCUUUCCUUUCUUUCGAAUAACUGCGCAUUUUCAUGCGCCUUUCGACUAUUAGAAGACUGUAACAUUUAUUUUGGAGAAAAGUCUUUCUACAUUAUGUACCA